Molecule: messenger RNA, 2896 nt
Organism: Mycena citricolor
Lineage: Eukaryota; Fungi; Basidiomycota; Agaricomycetes; Agaricales; Mycenaceae
Source: the annotation of a GenBank genome assembly
CUUCAUGCACCCGAGAACCUUCAAUUAAGCUCGGCAUGGCUGGAAAUCCUGGAUGGUACCACAAUCCGUACCAGCCCUAUCCAACGCAGGGGCGGAGGCCCUCGAGCAAUCCUUCACCGAACUCCAACUGGCCCUGCACGGUCGCCGAAGGAUUUGACCAAGGGCUCCCCUCCCUGCCGAGCGAGUGGAACUACAACGAAUCUGCUCCAACUGGACACUCUUCAUCCCAUCAUGAACUCGAUUUUGAAUAUGCAGACUAUCCCAGCAGCAACUUGUGCGCUCAGCCGAAUUACCUAGAAUGGUAUCCCCACUCAACACAGUCACACACUGCUUCGUUGCCUCAAGCAAUAUUCUCUCGUCAUGGCAUGGAACGCAAAGGAUCGAAAUCUGCUCGGAUCGCGCUCCCGAGUGUUCCUAGACACUCGCAGGGAUCUGCCUCAGAUCCGAUAUUGGAUCCGGAUAGCGACUGGUGGCACUCUGACGUGCAAGCCCUUUACCUCAACCAGCCGAACCCCGGUGCCAUGAUGGCGAUCCCAUUCAACCCGGCGGAUGGAAUCGCCAAGGUCGGCGUGUCUCUGUCUAACCUUCACGCGAAGCGCGGGCUCGCGAGGGGAGGGGAGCAGAUCGAUGCGGUGCUGCCGAUUCUACACACGGUCAGGAAGUGGCCCGUCGCGGAUAUCGUCAUCGAGUGGCCUGGAUAUAAACCGUUCAAGACGAAGAUCCAUCUUCAAAACGCGGACGCCCAGUUCGUCGAACUUUCGACGCUUGGCAAGGAGCUCGCCCAUCGCUGGAACCAGUUUGCUUCGUCUCACAAACCUGCUCACUUUGAUGAGAAAAACCUUGCUGGCAUUCGUCUCGGUCGGUCCGGGAUCCAGGCAGAUCAAGUUCGGAUUUGUACUCUCUAUACAGUGAGCGGCAUGGACUGGAGAGUUUGCUAUGCUGUCAAUCCUCGGCUGAGCUGAGUAGUAAUACGGCUUCCAUAGAGCGACACACGACGUAGUGUAACAUCAUAAUAUAUCUAUACUCGAGUAAUCUAAUCACUGCUCGGGUCUCGGGAUGAUUCGGAUCGGUGGCGAUGCCUGCACUGUCUUGCCUCUUUCUUCCACUCGCCACCGACCCACCCACCCACCGUCGCCUGUUCUCAUGCGAAGCAGCAGCGUGCGCUCAUGUCGUAUUCGUAUUCUAUCAAACACGUCUGUCUAUUUCGACGAGUGUCGCCGACACAAUGCGUCCCAAUCAUAAUCCUAGUUAUACUGAAACCUCCCUCCAACCGGCCUGGCUCCUCUGCCCUCGUACACAUUUCUGACGACUUCCUCUGCAGGUAGCACCAUGAUAUAGUGCCUAUCGUAACUAGGGGCACAUGAAAACCUCCUCGUCAAAGUCCCGACGUCGAUGCGGCCCAUCGUUCUGCUCCAGCCAGCUCUGCUCGUAACCCCCGUCUCAUUCUGCGGACGCUCUGCCCAAGCUUCGAGGUUGCCUGGGGGACAUGUGUCAUCUCAGCGACCGUCUUUCAGCUUUUGUCCUGUCUCCCAUGGCUUAUAUGUUUGGAGCUCAGGAGAUGAGCGGGAAAGCCCAGCAGGAGAACUGCUGCCCUGCAUCGUAUUACGGCUUGGGCAACCCGGCCUGCAACCCGGCCACCUUGUCUUGAAUUACGGGCAGUCACGCAAUGGACUGGGGCUCUCAUUCUCAAUGGUAGUUGUAGACAUCCCAAGCAUGUAUUCUGCGACGCUGAGCUGCCUCGCUGAGAAGACCUUCCCCCAAUUGAUCUAUGUAGUACCACGUGGGCUCUGUGACAGUCACGACUUUCUCCCAUCGGUCUCGACUAUUGAUAUAUCUCAUGCACUAUACUUCCGAGUUCGACUUCACUGGCGUAGACUAUACCGCAGUCGAGUCUGGACUCUGGCACGACCCCACCACGCAGGUUGAUGAGAUCUACAUACCGGGCCGGGAGAACAAUCAAUCUCUUGUGUUUGCGACCGAAGACUAAUUGUUCCCUUUACUUCGCCAAGGAAGGACCUGUUGUUCUUAGUCGCGCCGCCUCCUGCAGCUUUAUUAUGCACCUCCCUAUCUCCGCCUGGUUCCUUUUGUGUACAUCCUCCCGACAAAUGAUCCUCCGCCCGCGCUGAUCAUUUCGUACGAUCCCCUCGAGCUUGAUUAGGUAGAGACAAUUGGGUUGGCUUCAAUUGUUGUGCGGGAUGAGCGCAGUAUAAGAAGGGCUGAGAAUACGGAGGCUUCCAAUCAAUCCUUCGACUUUACUCCUGCUUCCUCUGUCGGGCCGCGCGACUUUCACUCCUUGCCCAUAUGUUAUGGACAUAUUCGUCAUCCCCACUCUCGCUGCAUGCGUGCGCGACCUCUUGCUCCUCCAACCUGUAUCAGAAAAGUCUCCGCCCCAGUCCCCAUCUUUCUUAAUCGCCGAGGCUGCGGACGAAGACAGUCUUGAGGCCCUGGGCGAGCUCGUGGACUUUGAUAGAUCUGGGCACGGGUCAAAUGGGGGUUGUAUGAUUGCAUAGCCGGGGAUUGAGUUGUUCUUCGUGCGUACGUAUGUUCUUUGUUGUUUUUGUGUACAUGUUGAUCUCGUUCGGUUCAGUGUACAAUUGCGUCGACUAGGGCUGCAUUCGCUGCUCAGGCAUCCAACGACCUCGUUCAUUCGACAUCACAUUCAUCUUGAUAUCAUUCCCACCGUUGCCCCGCAAGCCGAGGCCUCCGCUGAUCUUAAACCUUCUCUGUAUAACCCUUCACACACGAUAUAGAUGUUCUAUAUUUGCACUUAACACUCCAGCGCAAAGAGAACUUGCCAUAACUUAUUGAACUCACUCUCGUGUAUUUAAUCCAUGUAUCGGUCAAAGAAUCAUAACCAAGCCUUCUUUAUCUGGUGGAUGAUAACUCUUAAUUCCCG